Messenger RNA from Contarinia nasturtii (swede midge), 4632 nucleotides. RefSeq lists its product as uncharacterized. The transcript is spliced from 6 exons. The record is from RefSeq and is a predicted model, not a curated record. NCBI's taxonomy places the organism in Eukaryota, Metazoa, Arthropoda, Insecta, Diptera, Cecidomyiidae. Bases 246 to 4358 code for a protein of 1370 amino acids.
CACAUCUGUUAAAUUAGAAACUCAAAUGCAAAAACUCGCAUCAAAACAUACAGAAUAUUUCGGUUAAAAAUAACAAAUUGUGUAUAAUUGAUGUGAAUUGUGUAAAUAUACAUAGAUUUUUGAUUUAAAAUUCAAAAUUUUAAUAAAUAAAAAAAAAAUAUUGGAUGAAUACAAAAAUCAAAUUGAAAGUGAUUUUACAGUUAGUGACGACGCACAUAUAGAAUUUAAUAAAAUUACAUUUUAGAAUGCAAACAAAAAUGAGUCAAAGCACAAGUAAACAGUUCCGUGAGGCAUACAAUAAAUACCAAAAACUUGCUGCCGAGAAAAAAUAUGAGCAAAGUCUUAAUCUGCUUCCACAAAUUGGCGUGAAAGAAAAUUAUGUCAAUUACACGGAGCAUGUGAAUUAUAUACUGCGAUCAGCAUGCUAUGCCAUGAAAUCGGUGAAAAAAACCGAAUACAUUAUAUCUGUUGUGAAUGAAUGGAAAAAUGUGUUUUCAGCACUAUCGACGACACACCAUCACGAAAAAUUCAUAACGUGUUUGAAGUACUUCACAGUUACUAGCAAUGCAACAAACUAUCUGUCACUUUUCUGGGGAUUAGAGCCGUCCGUAUUUGAUCUAGGCGCUUGGUUAAAAGCAAUCAACACAUAUUUAUUUGAUGUACUUCGAAAUUCAGUCAACGCAAAAUCAAUCGCCAGAGAUGACAACAGUCGUAAGGAAAUCUACUUGGAUUUGACACAAUUGCUGAUAGUAUUCGUGCAAUGCGAAGCAAAGCGACCAAACUCAUUACGGUUGAAUUUUACGGAGAGUAGACGUUUUUUGGAAAAUUGUAAACAUCUUAAGCUGUUCAAAGGAGAAGGCGAUCCAAAACAAGAUGCCGCUAUAAAACAGUACCAUACAUGUUUUAAAUUGCUGGAAUCAUUGCUCAUCGUUCUCAGUUCGGAUCGUGUGAAAAUGGAAAAGGCCAUUCAACAAUUUCGAGAUGAAUUAAAAUCAUUGAUGGCAUUGAAUGAACUACGUGCCACACUGGUUCAAGACAACAUGGUGACGGUGGCAAAAAUGCUAAAAGCAUGCGAUUCGCAUUUUAUCAGAACGAUCGAUUCGAAAGUGGCCAUCGAACAUUUUCAACUGAUUCGAUAUAUUAUGGUCGUUCUGCGAAAGGUGAAAUCGGAAAAGACAUUUUGUGAUAAAUGUGAUGCGGUCGCAAAUCAUUGUUCGCAUGAAUUGGCCAUGUUGACUGUGGAUGUAUGCUCAGCACUGAUCGAAAAACACAUCGAUAACAGUACGAUUCAAACCAUUGAAUCUAUAAUUCAGUUCGAUUUCGAGGCAAUUACCAAAUUAAAAUGUGGAAAAGUUUUUGAUACGCAAUACGAGACCGUUAGUAAAUUCAAAACGCUGAUGAAAAAUUCCGAAUCGAUAAAAAAUGUUGAAUACAUAGUACCUGUCGUGAAGGCCGCAUUGAAAUGUUCACAACGAUUUAAAUUGGUGGAUGACAUUAUAAAGUUCGAUGUUGUUUACAUUUGCCAUUGUUUGUUCACUAUUCUAAAUGCAAAAAAUGAACGGAACGAACUGAUCGAUGUCGAGCUUAUAAAUGUCGGUUACUUGAUGAUGGCAUUUCAUUCGACAGUUCCAGAGCAUCCACUCAAUUGUGUCACAAUCGCAUGGACCAUAGCCAAGAUUCAAAAAGAGAAUAAAACAACAAUAACACCGUACGAUCACUUUAACAGUCCCAGCACAGAAGCAAUGUAUGGUCUACAGUUGCCGAAAGAUUUCGAUGUGAAUAAAGUGGCGUUGGCACUUUUAAAAGUCGGAUUCAAAUUCAAUGUGAUUGCGCCUGAACUCAGUAAUAAAAUUAUUCAUCAAAUGCUGAUGAAAAUACGAGUCAACGAUUCAAAUUCAUUGCGAUUUGCGUUAUCGGUGCAUUUAAUAAAAUUCGAUAAAAUGACCAGCGAUCGAGUCGAUGAGAUUGUUAAUGCGUUACAUGCUAAAAGCAAAAAAGAUCCGUCGAUUGCUCUACAAAUUGCUGCCAUAAAAUACCUUCGAUUUCAUCAUGAAACAUUACGAGUCGGUGAAAAUCAUUCAAACAUUCACAUAAGUGAGUCAUUGACAGAAGUGAGCCUGGCAUCAGAUAACAACAUAUUUCGAGAGAUUACAUUGGACUAUGAAAAGGAUCAGGUGAAAAUGUUGCACGACGUAAAGAAAUCAUACAUUGAUUUCACCGAUUUUUACUUGAGCCAAACGGAAGAUGAACGAAAACCAUAUGAAGAUGAAAAAGAUUUACUUUUACGUGACUUUAAAACCGUUGCCAAUCAAUUUGUUGUUCGUGGUUACAUUGAAGAUGGAUUGGAAAUGUUUAUGUCAUUAUUUAAACUGUCCGCAGCGGUCAACGAUGAUUUAGGCAAAAUCGAUGCAUGUUCAUUUUUUGCCGAGCAUAGUGACGAUUUCAAGCAAAAAUACCCAAAAGAAAAUCUCAAAGAAAUCAUUGGCGCAUGCUUUACUGCCACGGUGACCGAACUCAAGAAAAUGAACGAUUUAUCGAAACGAAAACAAAAUCAAAUUUGCUUCUGCAUGUUAAAUUUUGUAUUGUUUUAUUUUGCUGAAUGUGGUGAACAUAAAAGAGAAAUACACAUGAUUUUGACAUUUAUAUUCAAUGCAAUCGGAGAUCCAAACGAUAAAACAAUGGAAGCCACGGUGAAGGCUGUGGUUGGUCCAUCGCAAAUGAACCAACGUACAAAUUAUAAAACCAUCGAAAUUCAUUCGGAAGCGGUGCGCAUCAAAUUUUACUCCGUGAUGUUUACAAUAAUUACCAAAUUUGGAGCGCCAACUGUAUUUCAUCCGACAAAAUUUAUUCAUUUUGCUAUGAAUCAUGUGAAAAAAUAUUUGAAACUUUAUUUUGAUUCGACGGUGGGCAUUCCAAUAAUGCUAUUUAACAUGCUGCCGCAAAUGAUCGGCUGGCAAGAGAAUAGAUAUGAACAGGAAGUUGAAAGCAAAUCGUUGGUGAUAACAUUGUUGAAAUUAGCUGUGAAGUCUGGAUACGCAUUGCGUACGGCAAAUCUGAUGGUGAUUCUGAUGCAAAUGGAUUUAAUGACGGAGAAAUUGCAAGCGUGCAAGACACAAUUCAAGGCGCUCGAACACAUGAUGAUUUCAAACGCACCAGAACCAGCCGAGUACAAACAUUUAAAAAGUAAUGCUCUUACAGUAGAUAACCAAGAGAUUUCAUGCGAACCAAUUCGAAAGACGGUUUCUGUGAAAAGUCCGAAAAGAGUUUCACCCAACCAGUACACCGGAUCAAAAUUAACGUCUCCAUCAACACAGCACAUAAGAUUUCUGCCAAACCAUACGAAUGGAUGUGAAUGUGGUUUAUGUUUCAACGCACAAAAUAGACUCCAUGUAUUUUGUGUGGCUGUUGCCUACGCUCGAUUUGCUUAUAUCAACGAUGACGAUUACGAUUCGGGACAAAAACGAGCAAUAUUCACUGAAUUGAUCAAAUAUUGGGUUAAAAGAGAAAAGAGUUUCGCCAAAGAUGAUCUGUAUUAUUUGAUUUGUGCUCGUAUGUUCAUGUAUCAAAGCCAUUAUUUGUGGAAAUACGAGAAAAAUUACGAAGCCGCCAAAAAAUCGAUGCGUUGUGGUUUGACUGAAUUGGAAAAAGUGAAAAAUGGCAUCUUCGACUCAUUAAAACUUGAUCUACAAUUUCAACUUGCAACACAAACCGAGUCAAUUUGUCAAAUGAAAAUGGCAAAAGAGGAGAAAUUAAAGGGACUGUAUGGUUAUAUGCAGUAUCGUAAGAAAUUUGACGACGAAACAAGCCCUAUCGAUACUGAAAAAAUGAAAAAACCACGUGCGCCUGUAAAAAGUACUGUAAAAAGUGAAGUAAUUCCAACAACACCGAAUCCACGAUUGAAUUUAAUCGAUAUGGUAACGAAUAAGAAGAAAGCACCGGCUUGUAGUAAUUUCCAAAUAUAUGUGCCUACAGAUGAUGCGACACCGGUUCGAUCAAGACGUGCCCGAAUAAAAACAGUUAGCGACGUACCAAAAACAACAGAAAAGCCAAAACGUGUUGCCAAAUCAAAAUCACCGAAAGAAAGCGAACCAAGCGAUACUGACACUUUGGAAUUGUCUACGAAAUUAGAUAAAAUAACGAUUUCUUCGCAAGAUAAUAAAAUGGCAUCGAAGCCAACGGCACAAACAAGAACGAAGAAAAAUCUUGUAGCCAAUGAAUUUAUUGACAUAAUUACGCCACCUGAAACGGACAACAAAUCGACAAAAACAUUAAGCCCAGAAACACCGAUCACAUCGAAAGUCAAACCACAAAAAAUUCCAAAGAAACCAAGAUGUACGAACAACAAAAUGGAACGUUAGAAUCAAUUAACAUUGACUGAUUUCAGAUGUGCUUACCACGUAAUUAUAAUAAAUAGAAAAUUUAGACGAAAAAAAAUACGAGUGAUGAUUUUAAUAAUUCAAUUUUAACGUUUAAAAUGUCUUGACAAUGGAAUAAAUUAAAUAUGAUCGGGUUGUUCACCAAAACAAUUUUUAGAAUAUGUAAGAGUCUCAUUGCAAAAGUCUGAUUAAAUUACCUAUUUUACAUAAAUUGAUUGUCCAAAAUAAGAAUCAAUAAAUGUUAUCACGUUCUCUG